This is a messenger RNA of Schizosaccharomyces osmophilus, 609 nucleotides long. RefSeq names its product mitochondrial cytosine-mismatch binding protein 1 (gene cmb1). Bases 1 to 609 code for a protein of 202 amino acids. The record is from RefSeq and is a predicted model, not a curated record. Lineage: Eukaryota; Fungi; Ascomycota; Schizosaccharomycetes; Schizosaccharomycetales; Schizosaccharomycetaceae. The transcript has a single exon.
AUGUUUAUCAAACCUGCUUUUCGUUUGUUUUCAACAAGCACUGUUUCUUUUUCCGAUUCAGAAAUUCUGCGCACUCUGCAACCUCCUCGCGUAAAGACUAUAUGGAACUUGUUGAUGCAUAGGACCAAAGGUCAACGCGGUGUCACCGAUCGCUGGGAUCAAAUUCGCGACGUGUACUCCAAGCUGGCCCCUGAAGAGGUGAAUAAAUUCAAGCAAGAGUUCGAAAGCGAGUACGCUGCGAAAAAGAAAGAGUAUAACGAUCACCUUCGUCAGUUCUCUCUUGCUCAAAUUCGAGAGGAAAACCGUCGUCGUAUGAAAGAGUUGAAGCCCUUGGGUGUCAACUUGCAAAAGCUUCGUCAUCCCGACCUUCCCAAGCGUCCUGCCGGUGCCUUCAACCUCUUUUUGUUGGAAAUUAUGAACAACGAAUCUCUCCGUAAAGAGAUGGGUGUCCCUGCCCUCAGUCCUUACUUGACCGAAAACAGCCGUAUGGUUAGUGAAGCUUGGAAAAAGCUUACUGAACAGAAAAAACAACAAUACGUCGCAAAGGCCAAGGAUGCCCUCAACGAAUACCACGAAGCUAUAAAGGCUAGUGGCAUUCGUGUCAAGUAA